Messenger RNA from Teleopsis dalmanni, 2229 nucleotides. Its product is annotated as protein suppressor of hairy wing-like. Gene Ontology annotation, biological process: regulation of transcription by RNA polymerase II. The record is from RefSeq and is a predicted model, not a curated record. The transcript is spliced from 7 exons. The coding region runs from base 1 to 1995 and encodes 664 amino acids. Gene Ontology annotation, molecular function: RNA polymerase II cis-regulatory region sequence-specific DNA binding; DNA-binding transcription factor activity, RNA polymerase II-specific. Gene Ontology annotation, cellular component: nucleus. Lineage: Eukaryota; Metazoa; Arthropoda; Insecta; Diptera; Diopsidae.
AUGGCCGAAAGCAAUAUUGAUCCGACUGUGAUAAAACUUACACAAGAUACACUUGGUAAAUAUGUUAAAAAACCUCCGCUCUCAGAAAAACUUUUGAAGAAACCACCUUUUCGGUUCCUAUUUGAUAUAUUCACUGUGUUAGUAUAUAUGUUAAAAUUAUUUUUAAUUUGCAAUCUAUUUCUUUUUCAGUUAGGUCAGAUAAAUUGUCCUGAUUGCCCAAAGUCAUUUAAAACUCAAAUAAGUUACGAGCGACACAUAUUCAUAACACAUUCGGAAUCUGAUGAAUUUCCGUGUUCUAUAUGCAAUGCAAAAUUACGUACAGCUAAUCUGUUGAAGCUGCACGAAGAGCAACAUAAAAACCGUGGUAAGCCGUAUGCCUGUAAAAUAUGCGGUAAAGAUUUUACUCGGACAUACCAUUUAAAACGUCAUCAAAAAUAUACAUCUUGCUCAGCGAAUGCCAAUGACACCAUGAGCUGUAAGGUGUGUAAUAAAGUUUUUUAUCGUUUGGAUAAUUUGCGAGCACACUUAAAGCAUCAUCUGGGCACACAAGUAACCAAGAAAGAAGAAUACAUGUGUCCAAUUUGUAAAAAUUGUUUUUACAGUUUAUCAACUUUAAACAUACAUACUCGUACACACACGGGAGAACGUCCUUUUGCUUGCGACUUAUGUGACAAGAAAUUUCCAUCACUGGUUGCUUUAAAAAAACAUCGUCGUUAUCACACUGGGGAAAAACCAUAUACAUGCCCUGAAUGUAAUCAAAGUUUUGCUGUUAAGGAGGUACUCAAUCGUCAUAUGAAGCGACAUACUGGUGAAAAGCCACACGUUUGUCCCGAAUGUGGAAAAAGUUUUAUACAAGCCACUCAGCUUCGUUGUCAUAGUAAAACUCACAUACGUCCAUUUGGUUGUGAUCAGUGUGAAGAAAAAUUUAAAACUAUGAAGCAGUUAGAGAGGCAUACCAAAAUUCAUUCGUCAAAGCGCAAGCGUAAAAAUAAAGCUCAAGAGCACAAAUUUAAAUGCAGUGAAUGCAAAGCUACUUAUACGACGGAGGAAGAACUUAAAACUCAUUACGACGUAGGAGUUCACAUACCUACCUAUACCAGCAGUAGUAUCCAAAUGGAGAAAGGUCGAACAGAUUGUGCUGUUUGUGAUAAGGAAUUCGAUUCACUUAAAACUCUCAAUUCUCAUAUACUUAAAGUACAUGAUGAGAAGCCGGAAACUUUCCAUAAUGCUAAACGUGCAUCAAAAGUUGAAUUGAAUACUUCUGGCUCAUCACCAACAAAGAUUUACAGGAUUGAUGAUUCCAAUGAAAAUCCCAUUGAAAGUAUUACAACAAUCAACAAUAAUGAUAUAUUACCAGUAAAAAAUACUGAUCAAACAUCGAUCGAAGGUGGUGUUGUUGUGCAACAAUUUAUAGUAGAUGAAGUUCCUGAAAGCACCACUGAACAAUUAUUGUUGGAAAACAAACUAUACACUGUUAUACCAUUAGAAAACGAGACUAUGAAAAGAGAAUCGAAAAUCACUGUUCCUCAGGAGUCACCAAAAGACAGGAAGCGUAAUAUAAAAUCUUUAGCUGAAAGUUUAGUGGCUGCUAUUACAGAUGAUGUUUCUGAUGAUGAAGGACAACUUAUGAUAGUGGAAAAUGUGGAAACUGAAGAUGAUAUAAGAGUUAAGGGCAAUGUUCGAAGACUAUUGGAUAUUUUAGUGGACAGAUCUACUUUAAAGAAAUUCGGUUGGCCAGAAGCAACUGAAGAAUAUGUGCUCUGCAAGGUUAUUGAAAAUUGUGGUUAUGAUUUGGGUAAGGAUGAGUCGUGUAAUGCUGAUAGCGAUUAUGCAACACGUAUGCGUGAAUACGUUAAAUUGCUAUUUAGUGUUGUAAUACACAAUGAUUCCAUAAAAGAACUUUUAAAUAAUUAUCCAAUCGAUGAUGUAAUUGAAUUUGUAUUGGAUAAUGAUGAUCACGAACGUGAAGAAGAUGAUGACGAUGAAGAUGAUUAAAUUAAGAUGUUUUUAAAAAUAUUAUAUACGUAUGCUAUACGUUUUCCAAAAAAAUGUUAAAUCUAAAUGUUUAUCAUAUGUCAAAGUAUAAUAUAUAUUCCCGUAUUUUCCGAAGGUGGUAAAAUUUUAUGCAGUAUCCAUUUUAGCUUGAUCAAAUUUGUGUAUUCGUCCAAUCUAUUUGAAAUUUUCUUAACUGAAAAAUAUUUUUGUGGGGAAAUGUAUUUUAUUUAAAUU